CGUUGAGGUAGUCAACCUUCCCCUGUAUGGCGACCCUGUCAAAGGCGUUGCACACUCACUCGUGUUGCUCGUGUAGACCGACAGAAAGGCAAAAGGUGUCUUCUUUCGCUCCCACCACACGAAAAUAAAAAGUUUUUUUACCAGUCCCAAACAAUAUCUACCACUCUUUUUCUCCUGGUGUUGGGUAAAAUACCUAUAUGUUGUUCCGCAGCAAAUGCAAGGGACCACUUUACCAGAAGUAUUGUAUUGGUGUAACUCAAAGUUUUCCGCCGUUGGUUGGAGUGAAAAUAGAUUUGGCCCUAGUCCUAGUGCUGGUGGCCCCUGACUUUCUAGUCAUUAUACAUCACCAGACGUCAAGUAAACCGUUUCGACCCCGUUCUUCAUUUGCAUUGCUCUCUGCUUCUCUCUUACACCCGUCUCAGAGGGAGAGGAGGGGGCAUUCUAAACUGCACAAUACCCAUUUGAGAUAAAGGGGGAAUCGGGAUUAUUCAUGUGUAAGACGACUGGCAUUACCCAUUUUUCUUUUUCUGUUUCCAAAUUUAGGCAUUAGCUAUUUUCUGGUGGAAUCUUGUAAUCCAUUCUUGUAAAACAAGUGUUUUUGGGGGAGAUAUGUUUGUGUCUCGUCUACCAGUGGGCCUUGUGGCUUGGAAUGAUGUUGCUUAUGUAAGACAACUUCCUGUGAGUUGCCCUCCAGCCGCCCCAACCGCUGGCCCACUGUGUUUUGUGUGAUCUCUGUUUUUGUUUUCCCCCAUUGUUCAACGAUGGCGUUUGAACUCUUCCUCCGUCUUUCUCGCCAAUUGGGUUGUGUGUAGUGGAAUCUGUUUGAGGAAACCUUUACAUUUGGAUCACCAACGCUUUGAAAUUGGCAUUUUCUCGGAGUGGCAUGCAUGGUACACAGAGGAGGCAGACUAAACGUCUAGUCAUAUUUGCAGGGGAGUGAUUGAGAUUUGCUGCUGGUAUAACUCAUUGAAAGUGGAGGCAAUGUCAUCUGGUGGCUUUCUAAAUGCUGAGCUAUCCAAGAAGACUUCCCUGUUUGGGCUGAAAUUAUGGGUUGUGAUUGGCAUAGCUGUUGGUGCUUUUAUUGUCAUAAUACUAAUUCUAUUAUCAGCAUGGCUUGCUUCUCGAAGAAGAUCAAGCAGUGUUUUAGAAAACGUACCAAUGACCCAGAUCCCAAAAGUCUCAAAGGAAAUUAAGGAAGUCAAGGUUGAGAAGGUGGGGUCAGUAAAUUUGUCUCCCAGUGAUGCUGUUCUUCUUACCAUUGACAAAUCCAGUGACAGAGAAUCAGAAAAAGUUUUAGUCCGUGUUGGUAUAAGGAGAUCUACUGAUAUGGAUACUCACAGCCAGGGCAGCUCUAUCUUUCAACAGGAGAUUGGAGGAAAUUCACUUUCAGGAGAAGAGGGAAACUCGGGCACAUUCACACUUUAUAGGGCUUCAUCUUCCCAUGCAAUUAAUCCAGCUUCACCAUUGAGUGGUUUGCCUGAAGUUUCACAUCUUGGAUGGGGUCAUUGGUUUACCCUUAGGGACCUUGAAGUUGCCACAAAUUGCUUUGCAAGGGAAAAUGUGCUGGGUGAGGGUGGAUAUGGAAUUGUUUAUAAGGGCCAGCUUGCCAAUGGAACUAUGGUUGCAGUCAAGAACAUCCUCAACAAUUUAGGACAAGCAGAAAAAGAGUUCAGGACAGAAGUAGAGGCUAUUGGUCAUGUGCGACACAAAAAUCUAGUGCGUCUCCUUGGUUACUGCAUAGAAGGAACUCACAGGAUGCUGGUAUAUGAGUAUGUAAAUAAUGGUAAUUUAGAUCAAUGGCUUCAUGGAGCAAUGAGGCAACAAGGUUUUCUGACAUGGGAGGCCCGUAUGAAGGUUAUUCUUGGAACUGCAAAGGCGCUUGCAUAUCUGCACGAGGCUAUUGAGCCAAAGGUUGUUCACAGAGACAUCAAAGCCAGCAACAUCUUAAUGGAUAGCGAUUUUAAUGCCAAGGUCUCAGAUUUUGGAUUAGCAAAGCUUCUUGGAUCAGAAAAGAGCCACAUCACAACUAGAGUGAUGGGCACUUUUGGAUAUGUUGCACCAGAGUAUGCGAAUACAGGAUUGUUGAAUGAAAAGAGUGAUGUUUAUAGCUUUGGAGUUCUCCUCUUAGAGACAAUCACAGGUAGAGAUCCAGUUGACUAUGGUCGGCCAGCAGAUGAGGUUAACCUUGUAGAAUGGCUAAAGAUGAUGGUUGGUAACAGGCGCUCAGAAGAGGUGGUAGACCCAAAUAUAGAUAUGAAACCAGCUACACGUAAUCUGAAGAGAGCACUCUUGGUUGCUCUAAGAUGCCUUGAUCCAGAUUCUGAGAAAAGACCUAAGAUGGGACAUGUUGUACGGAUGCUUGAAGUAGACGAGUUUCCUUAUCAUGAGGAUCGAAGAAAUAGAGCGCGUCAUGCUAGAAAAUCAGAAGUUGAGGAUGAAGAGAAGCCUAUCUGGCAAAAUACAGCAGAAGCUUCAGCUUCUAGAGAUGUGGAUUCACAUACUGAUACAAGAAAUGGGGUGGAACAGGCAAAUGCUAGCGAGCAGAGAAAAAGGGGCAGGAAAUAAGAAGUCUGAUUUUGCAUUUUCUGUCAUUGGUUUAUGGAAUUUAUUCUUUUUAUAGGAUUUUCCACAAAAUGAUUGGUAAUAUAUAUUCUUUGGAUCCUAUUGUACAUCACAUGGGAGCUUCUCAAAAGUUUGCUGCACUGUAGGGAUUUUGCAUAAGGGGAGUUGAUAUUUUGUUUCUCAUAUUUACGAAGACAUUGUUGAAUGAUUUUCACAACAGAAUACAGGAGAUUUGCAGUAGUCAGUUUAUUCUUGUUUGGCAAGGCAUAAAAUCUCUAGCUGUCUACACCUUGCUUGAAAGACAGGACAGCCAAACUAAAAGCUUCUUUUCACCUUGAAGGAGGAUGGGGUAUUGUGACAGUUUUGUAUGACCAUUACACCCAGGUUGACCCUGUUUGGUGCAAAAUUUAUAUUGACUAGUCACUCUCUUAAUAAAGUGUUCAAGUAAUGCGCAUUAUGCAUCCUGAGAACAACUUGUCAGAAAACACUGUUGUACAUAAUUAUUUCAAUCUUGGAUUUCUGACUUGCUGAUUUAA
This is a messenger RNA of Cryptomeria japonica (Japanese cedar), 3098 nucleotides long. Its product is annotated as probable receptor-like protein kinase At2g42960. Gene Ontology annotation, biological process: protein phosphorylation. The transcript is spliced from 8 exons. Lineage: Eukaryota; Viridiplantae; Streptophyta; Pinopsida; Cupressales; Cupressaceae. Gene Ontology annotation, molecular function: ATP binding; protein kinase activity. The record is from RefSeq and is a predicted model, not a curated record. Bases 982 to 2565 code for a protein of 527 amino acids.